UCAUAUGGAAGAACCCAAAUAAUUGUAUUGUGUUAAGGAAAGGAAGAAACAGAAAAUACACAGGACAUAAGACUUCUGUCACAGAGAGCAGUAGCUGAAGCUGAAAUUAGUGCAGAUUGGCAAGAAGACACCAGGAUGACCUGUCUGUUGACCUGAAUGAUUGUUCCAAUGAUGUUAUAAGCAGCAGUGAGGAUCUGACUUCCUUGGACUCUUCUCUUCAAGGCACAGAAUUUUACAAAGAUCUUGUACAAAUGGAUGCAGCAGAAGACUCCAGAUGUGAACAGGAAGACCACAAACUUGCUUCUCCUUCCUUCUGCAUGACUGAUGAAACCAAUAUCACACUUGACAAAGGUCAGGUCAUCAUAACUUACACCAAGCCCUUUAUCUGCCCUGUGUCCUGUGGGCCCGGAGUUGCCAUUGAAGAGAACUUGAUAGAUUCCACAACAGAAGGGGACAAAGGAUCUCACAGAUUACAUCUACCUAUUAAGUUUGAGGAGCCUAUUCCUGUCUUGGUGAGGUCACUGUCUACUUCAAGAAGACACAGCUGGGAUGAUGCAGUGUCACCAACAGAUACUGUUCGCAGAUUGAGUCUCAGUAAUUCGGAGAUAGACUGUGAUGGAGAGACGAACUUUGAAGCAGGAGCUACCACAACCACAGCGCACAGCAUGGAAUUACAUGGACCAUGGGUGACAAAUUCAAACUUGAGUAUACAGGCAGAUGUUGGGAAAGUUGGAGCACAGGAAACCAAUGCAGAAAACAAGGAAGUAGAUAGCUAUGGCAAAAGACUACGGUCAAAAUCUGUACCUUCUACACUGGAUAAGAUUUCAACCACCAGGAUUUCCCGCAGCUUAGAGUCUUCCUGCCCUGUUAUGGAAGUGUUCCCAGCUCCUCACCUGGAAACAAUCGAGAAGGAUCACGUGGAACCUACUCAUGUGUUAUUUGUACAGCAGGUGCUUCAGGAGCUCAAACAAUAUCAUGGGACUAAAAAUAAGCAGGAUGGGAGCAGAGAGCCUAAGCAGAAUCUAACCUGGUUCGAGUUCCUCUCUAACGAGCCGGAGGAAACAACAAAAACUGAGAAAGUGGAGAAAAGUACCAAGGUGAAGCGAAGGCUUAGCUCACUGAGGAGCAGAGUCACUGGAUCCUGGCAAAAAGAUAAGGGUAAGAUAAAAGAAGAGCAAAAAGACAAGGUCAAAGAGGCAAAGGACAAGUCGAUUAACACCAAUGGGCAUGAGCUGGUGCCAGGCUGCUUUUCCAGUCACGCCAAAUGCACUUUAUGCACCAGAGCACUUGCAAACAGGCAUGGACUGCAGUGCAUGUAUUGUGCUGUAAAUGUUCAUAAAAACUGCAAGACCUUGCUCCCUGAAUGCACCAGCAACAAACUGAAGAAAGACAACUCUCUAAAGUAUGUAACAGCUUCCCUGAGUUGCCAGCAAGCUUCUUUUAAAGAGAAUCCUCAAAUUGCCAUAGUGGGGCUGGAUGGAACUCAUGCUCGGGCUCGGGGGCUCGGAAUGACUGUCACCAACAGAGGAGGUUCACGAGUAGAAAUACAAUCCAAUUCAGGAAGCAGAGCUAGUACCAGCACAGCAGAGAUGGAUGAAGUAGAUUCUGGUUUGUCAAGACUGAAGAUUUUUUCUGAUGAAAAUGUUUCACUUGCUUCUGAUUCAGUAUUUUUGGAGGACUCGUAUACAAAUGUGAAAAGUGAGUUAGAACUUGACGCGCUGGAGUUUGAGGCUGAAUCGUGGAGUUGUGCUGUUGAGCCACAGUAUCUCAAAAAACAGAAGAAAGAGGUGAUAAAGAGGCAGGAUGUUAUUUAUGAGCUAAUGCAAACUGAAAUGCACCAUGUUAGAACUUUGAAAAUCAUGCUAAGGGUGUACUCACGAGCUCUCUCGGAGGAGCUGCAGUAUAGCAACAAGGAUAUACAGCAGAUCUUUCCAUGUGUGGAUGAUCUUCUGGAGCUACAUGUCAACUUCUUAGCAAGAUUCAAAGAGAGGCGCAAAGAAUCUAUGGAGGAGGGAAGUGAUCGGAAUUAUAUGAUCCAGAAAAUUGGCGAUAUCCUUUUGCGGCAGUUUUCAGGUGACAGCGGUGAGAGGAUGAGGGAGAAGUAUGGCAUCUUUUGCAGUCAGCACAACAAGGCAACGAGUCGUUAUAAGGACCUGUUGCGGGACAGUAAGAAAUUUCAAAACCUCAUGAAGAAAAUUGGUAAUUCUGCUAUAGUGAGACGGCUGGGUGUCCAAGAGUGCAUUCUCUUGGUGACACAAAGGAUUACAAAGUAUCCAGUUCUUGUUGAACGUAUCAUCCAGAAUACAGAAGAAGGGACAGAGGAUUAUGAAGCACUGACGCAGGCAAUCGCACUUAUCAAAGAAACCAUCACUGAUGUAGAUUCCCGUGUCCAUGAGAGUGAGAAAGUUCAUCGCUUGCUGGAAAUUGUAAGCAAAAUGGAGCUUAAAUCCUAUGGGAAGCUAAAGAAUGGGUUGACAUUAAGGAAGCAGGAUAUUCUCGGAAGGCAUUUGCUCCAUGAUGGUGUGCUGUUCUGGAAAACUGCUUCAGGUCGUUUAAAAGAUAUCCUUGCUGUUUUGCUUACUAAUAACUUGCUACUACUGCAAGAGAAAGACCAGAAAUACUCCUUAUCUCCUGUGGAUAACAAAACACCUGUGAUUUCCCUUCAAAAACUGAUUGUCCGGGAGGUGGCUAAUGAGGAAAAAGCCAUGUUCCUGAUCAGUGCUUCAAACACAGGAGCAGAGAUGUAUGAAAUACACACUAACUCCAAAGAAGAGCGAAACCUAUGGAUGACUUUAAUUCGUGGUGCUGUAGAGAGUUGCCCCGUACAAGAUACAGAAAUCCUGAAUGAGGCAGAAGAAGAAAAGAAACUCUUUACUGAAAGAGCUGCUAAAAUAAAAGAGUUUCAAGAACGCCUAAAUCAGAAAGACUGUGCCAUUGUUCGGUCCCUAAAUGAGAAGUUGCAGGCAUGCAUAGAUAUGGCAGAAUUAUAUGGCUAUGAAGACCUUUCUCAAGAACCAAGGAUAACUUUGCUUCCCAGAGCUGACACUGGUGAGAACCUUGAAGGGAAAGGCAUCCUACAAUCAGCAGUCACAGCAGCUGAGCGCAUCUACUACAUGCUUCUGUCACAAAUGGCAUUGCUGAACCCAGUUGAAGAGGCAAACAAUUCUGCUACAGCCUUACUAAGAAGAUCUGAGACUUUCGGAGGCUAUGACGCAGAUGGCUUCAAACAAAAGGUUAAGGACCGAAGGGCCGCAUCUAUAAGUGCAGACAGCCAAAUGCCAGAUCCUUCCCUGAUUGAGCCCAUAGUUUCCACUGUCGAUAAUAACAGCCCACCAGUAUGUCAUGAGACUGAGAUGAUUGUUUGUGUGGAGACCUUACUUCAACAUCUUUACAGCCUACAGGUGGUGAUUUCACAACAGGAUAGUUACGUUGAAGUUCUAAAAGAGCGUGAAAAACAGUUCGGACAGCAAUCUUCCCGUGGUAACAUGCUAUUGGAGCAGGAAAAGCAGCGUAACUUUGAAAAGCAGCGAGAAGAGCUUGUCAAUGUGCAGAAGAUGCAGGAGCAGCUGAGAUUAGAGAGACAGAGGUGGGAACGGGAACGGGACAAGCAACAAAAAGAAUCAGAGGCUAUGGAGAACAUGUUAAAGCAACGAAUGGGAGAUAGUGAACUCCAAAUGCGAAAACUACUUCAAGAGCGUGAAGAACUGGAGGCGCAGAGAAGAGAAUAUCAGCUUGAUUUAGAAAGACUUCGAGAAUCUCAGAAGGCUGUGGAAAAAGACAGAGAACGCCUGGAGUUGCUGAAGAGGCUUAAAGUAACCAGUGCUGGAGCUGGGUCAUUUUCAUCAGACAUACCGUUGGCACAUUCUGCAACUUCUAAUGGGGAAGGAAUGCUCAGUAAAGAGGGAACUAGCCAUUUACCCAUAAAACCCCUUGCCAAAACAACCAUGUCAAUGUCAGCUGCUGACUACCUAGAGAGGCCAGAAGUGACUCGCAGGGAAAGCAGUAUCUCAGACAUCCGUCCAGCACUUAAAAAGGAAGUUCCUAUUCAUUUAUUAAGUGCAACCAACCAGAUCCAGAAGCAGGUAGCUUUGACGAGACAGAAGAUCCCCACCCAUCUUGCAUUGGACAAAGUCAAAGAAAAGACCAGCAGGGGAAAAGCUUCCCAUCGAUCAGAGAGCACAGCAUCAUUAGACCACAGACUGGGGUUCCCAUCCAAGCUCUCUGGAAAGGAAGAUGGAAGUGUAAGAAGCAGAAGGUCUGCAAGUCCAAAUCCAUUAAGCAGUCAACUUUUAUUCUUUCAGCAAGAUCCUGUAGCACAAGUGGAACCUUCACCUGAAACACCACUCUAUACACCUGUUUUAUAUCGACCAGGCAGCUCCCACCUCCUGCCGCCAUCCUUUCCUCCUCAGCCCCCGCCACCUCCCGCUGAAGAUGAGGGAAGCAAAGAAGAUGUUAUUUUUUUCUAACAAGUUUGACAUCUCGUCUCCAUGAUGACAUUGUUACUUUCUAGAUCAUCACCUCCACCACAAAGGCCUUCCCAAACCUGCCAUGAUUCGCACAUUGAGGCUCACUGUGAAGAUGAACUUGCUGUGUCCGUUAUAUUGGAUUGCAAGUCCAUAGUCUGUCUUAUUAUGUUGUUCUUUGUAAAAUGUAUAAAGGGAACAUGCAAUAUGUUAUGUGGAAAAAAAGCAUAAUGAUUGGGGGCCAAGCAUCAUUUGUUUUGAAUAACUGAUUUUGUAACCUGAGAAAAUGUUAGAUUAUUUUUCCUAAGCUUCUCACGCCUUUCUUAAUCAAUGUUUCAGUAUUGAAAUUGUCUAUAAGAUCAUUAUGAUGUAAGGAUUCAUAGAACCUCUAAUAUGUAGAGCACAGAUUCUGAUACUCUUGCACCAUUUCUGUGCCCUUGUAAAACGUAUUGAUGGAUUUUUAUGAUGGAUGAGGGUAACUAGUACAACACACCACUUCUUGCAGUGUGAUCAACAUACUUGCUUUAUAUUAUAUGAAUAGAUACAUUUCCAAAUGUUUUUAAGUAGACUUUCAUAAUAAUGUCUGAGGAUUUAAGCCGCCAGUACAAAAUAGAAGGGGCUAUACACAAAGCUUAUUCUGUAUUACCUAGAAAGCCUCACUGAUUUGUAAAAUAAUGGCUGUAUCAGAGCCCCCUGUUUUUUUUUGUUUUUUUUUUUAUUAAAUAGGUUAACAAACAUUUUAAUGUUUUACUCUCUCAUAGGACCAAUGUUUGGUGACAGAAAUUCUUUGUUAAAUAGAAUAGAAAUGGACUGAGAACAAGCCAAAAAAUGUUUUUAGCUUUCCUCCAUGUAUAUAUGAGCAUGUCAUUUUUUUUUUGUUCCUUGUCAUUUUUCGAACAACACACACACCCACACCUAUUCUCCUACAGAUGAGAGUUGAUUGGUUUUCAUUUUAACCUGUUCCAUGGCAAAUUUAUCAGAGAUUCUCAUUCCUUCUGUAAUUGGAUUGAUUCAGUUCUGAUGAAUUGCUUCAGUGGAGCCGAGAGGGCUGGACCCUUAAUAGCUGAUUAUAAACCCAUAUUAAUCAUCCUUGGCAGGACUCCGUCCAUUAGAUUGCCCAGUUCUGAACAAAUCCUCAGUUACUCAGAAACACCCUGUGGAAUAUAUAGUGCCAUUAUAAUUUUUUUUAAUCUGUAUUUUGUGUAUAUAUAUAUAUAUAUAUAUAUAUAUAUAUAUAUAUAUAUAUAUAUAUAUAUAUAUAUAUAUAUAUAUAUAUAUAUAGUGUGUGUACAUUGUAUUUACGUGGUGAUUUUAUGUGAGCACUUUAGAAGAGAAAUGAAGAGCACAUAUCUGUUGUAUAUCUAAGGAAAUGCUAAUUUAAUUUCUUUAUUCAGGUGCAACAAAUCAUUGUUUUCUCCAGUUGUGCAAAGGUACUAGCUUAUUGAUUCACUACUGUUAGUACAAGUUUAUCUAUUUGCUGUUUCUCAACUAGGUCUAACAACCCUUUUAAUCAAUUCAGUGCAUGUGAUACCAAGGGGUGUGUAUUGUAAUUGGACUCAGCUUUCCAGUGCAUCACAUUGUAUCAUAUAUUCCCAAGGGAUCAUGCUGUAUUGCACUAUGUAUAUGCUUUAGGCCCCAUGGGUAAAACACUACGUGCUCCGAGACUUUCAGUGGGACCUCUUUUUUUUUUUUUUUUUUUUAAAAACAGCACAGGGCUUAAAUAAAAAUAUUGUUUAUAUAGCACCGGCAAGUUAAAUAGUGCUUUAUAUUUUAACAUAAUUAACACACAUUACUGUAAACUAAAAAGGAUUAAGAUUGUAGGGUUCUGUUUGCAACAUUUGGACCAAUGUGCCUAAAUGGCAUAGUAGAUCUAUACUCGGUGUCCUAUAAAGAACAUUAAAGAUAUUUAGAAGUAGCACACCUUCAAACACCAAAAGGCAAAAAUAAGGCCAGGAUUGCAAUUAACAUAAACUGUGACUUGAACAGUUUAGGGGAUGUCACAAAACUGCACCUGGGCAAACUUACUGUUUUAUUUUAUAAUCCCUUGUCUUGGUAAGAACUGUGUCAGUUUAUCUGAUAUAUAGAUCAUUGAUCGCGGGGCCAGUUAAAGGGAAUUCGUUCUUGAGAAUCUUCUUUAUGUCAGGAAAGUGCAGAUUGUUUCUUUUGAAUUUGUAGGCUCCUGCUGUGUGUCACAGUGAUGUCGGAUCUACCACCCAAGUGUAGGGGGCAGCCAGAAAAACAAAGAUCUUACAGAUUCCUGCUGCUAGAGGAAUGUUUGGACCCCAUUAGUUUGAAUGACGCAUGAAAAGUUGAAUAUAAAAAUGUAAGUGAUCAAAUCUGAAUGCAGCAAAUUGUUUUUCAGAAAGUCACUUCAGAAAUUGUAACGUUUGCAAGCGUUGUCUAAUUAUUAUUUUUAUAGAGAGAAAUGUAUACAUGCACAUCUUUUCUUUGUUUGGCCGGCCUGUGCUUGCUUACACCACUAGCCAAAGAAUGAUUAACCAUUUUUUUUUCUUCCUGAAAGCAAAAAAUCUGCUAACCUAAGUAAUUUACAUGAUUUUUAUUUGUAAUAAAUCAAUAUGUUCUCUUAAUAGCAUGGUUACAGUUGCAGCAGGCAUCUGUGUUGGGCUAGCUAGAUACCACCAGCAAUGGUUAUGGGAGCACUCUAGUCUCUGAAGGUAGAGUUGCUAGGCUGCCAACGAAUAGCACAUUUACUCAGAAACAUUCUUUUCCACAAUGAAAUUUUAGGUCUCCAUAGAAAUAGAAUAUGUUGGAGGCAAUAUAAAAAUGUUGAAUAUUGAUGUGCACUUUGUAAAUAUAUUAAUACGAAUUAUUUUUCUUUAAAUCGGCUAUAAAUGCACACUUUUUAAAAAAAGAAAAGUUUUCUUUGGUUUUUUUGAAUGGACAAACAGCACCCUGCAUCAAAAUGAUAAUACCACUAAUGAGUCGAGCAACAUUUAAUGGUCCAGCAAUUGGUAUCAUGGCUUUCUGGCUUCCUUUUUCUUUCUUUAUGAAUGUAUCAUUGAUUUUGCAGGAUUUUGAAAUCCAUCUUUUUGAAAAGCUGUUUGCUUUCAGCAAUAAAAAGAAGAAAAAAACCCUGAAA
Molecule: messenger RNA, 7563 nt
Organism: Xenopus laevis (African clawed frog)
Lineage: Eukaryota; Metazoa; Chordata; Amphibia; Anura; Pipidae
Gene: arhgef18.L
Product: Rho/Rac guanine nucleotide exchange factor 18 L homeolog
Exons: 30
Coding region: 252-4466 (1404 amino acids)
Source: RefSeq, a predicted model, not a curated record